AGGCCGACGCGGCGAAUGACGCCAUCGGAUAACGCCGCGAGAAGGUCACACGGGAUCUUCCAGCAUGGCGGCGGCGGCGGCGCUGCGGCGAGGCUGGUGCCGCUGCCCGCGGAGAUGCCUUGGAGGUAGAGUCCAUUUUCUCUCCGGCCACAACCUAGUGCCACUACCCCAUGGUACCUUUCAGAUGCCCCGGCCGAGUGGAGAGCUGACCCUGUCCAAAUCCUAUUCUUCUGGAAACAGGAAAGGCUUUCUCUCCGGCUUGCUAGAUAAUGUCAAACAAGAGUUAGCCAAAAACAAAGAAAUGAAAGAAAGUAUAAAAAAGUUCCGAGACGAGGCCAGGAAGCUGGAAGAGUCAGAUGCGCUCCAGGAAGCCAGAAGGAAAUACAGAACCAUCGAAUCAGAAACCAUGCGGACGGGCGAGGUGAUCAGGAAGAAGCUGGGGGAGAUCACCGGCACCGUGAAGGAGAGUCUUGACGAAGUCAGUAAAAGUGACCUUGGCCGGAAAAUCAAGGAGGGUGUGGAAGAAGCAGCCAAGACCGCCAAGCAGUCGGCUGAGUCUGUGUCCAAAGGUGGGGAGAAGCUUGGCAGGACCGCUGCCUUCAAAGCCCUCUCCCAGGGCGUGGAGUCCGUCAAGAAGGAGAUCGAUGAGAGCGUCCUGGGGCAGACUGGGCCCUACCGGCGGCCCGAGCGGCUCAGGAAAAGGAAAGAGUUCUCGGGAGAGAAAUUCAAGGAAGAGAAAGUGUUUGAGGCCAAUGAGGAGGCCCUGGGGGUCGUGCUGCACAAGGACUCCAAGUGGUAUCAGCAGUGGAAGGACUUCAGGGACAACAACGUGGUGUUUAAUCGGUUCUUCGAGAUGAAGAUGAAGUAUGACGAAAGCGACAACGCUUUCAUCCGGGCGUCCCGCGUGCUGACAGACAAGGUCACAGACUUGCUGGGGGGCCUGUUCUCGAAGACGGAGAUGUCGGAGGUGCUCACGGAGAUCCUGCGGGUGGACCCCGCCUUCGACAAGGACCGCUUCCUGCAGCAGUGUGAGAACGACAUCAUCCCCAAUGUCCUGGAGGCCAUGAUUUCUGGAGAGCUCGACAUUCUCAAAGAUUGGUGCUAUGAAGCUACCUACAGCCAGUUGGCCCACCCGAUCCAGCAGGCCAAGGCGCUGGGCCUCCAGUUCCACUCCCGCAUCCUGGACAUCGACAACAUCGACUUGGCCAUGGGCAAGAUGAUGGAGCAGGGCCCUGUGCUGAUCAUCACCUUCCAGGCCCAGCUGGUGAUGGUGAUCAAGAAUCCCAAAGGCGAGGUGGUCGAGGGUGACCCGGACAAGGUACUGCGAAUGCUGUGCGUGUGGGCUCUCUGCCGAGACCAGGGCGAGCUCAACCCCUAUGCAGCCUGGCGGCUCUUGGACAUCUCCGCCUCCAGCACAGAGCAGGUCCUCUGAGCGCAGCAGCCACGACUGGGGCCUCGGGGCUGGAUCACAUCACUGCAGACACAGGGGAGACUGUUGUCCACUUGCAGCAACUAGACCUCUGGGGACAAGACUGUCAGCUGUGCCCCUGCCGUGCCAGGACUGCUGCAGAGCUAGCGGGAUGGGGCGGGGCAGGGAGGGGCUGCUGUGCACAACGCCAGCGCCCGCACCGCCCCUCUGCCCCAUGGGGGCUGCUCGGGCCACGGGCAUCCAGGCCACGCAGUGCCCAGAGGCCCCCAGCCCAGGGGUACCCUCCCAGGACCCAGUGGUGCAGCCUGGGCCCACUGGCCACGUCAGCCAGGCUGUUUCAGCCUUUUUUUUUUUUUUUUUUUUUUUUUUAACAGUGCCCUUAUUAUUAUCCUGUACAUAUGCAGAGAUUUGGAAAUAAUAAAACACCAAAGUG
Eubalaena glacialis (North Atlantic right whale) is the source of this 1862-nucleotide messenger RNA. RefSeq names its product translocase of inner mitochondrial membrane 44 (gene TIMM44). The record is from RefSeq and is a predicted model, not a curated record. The coding region runs from base 65 to 1432 and encodes 455 amino acids. Gene Ontology annotation, cellular component: mitochondrial inner membrane. The transcript is spliced from 13 exons. Gene Ontology annotation, molecular function: protein-folding chaperone binding. Gene Ontology annotation, biological process: protein import into mitochondrial matrix. NCBI's taxonomy places the organism in Eukaryota, Metazoa, Chordata, Mammalia, Artiodactyla, Balaenidae.